Molecule: messenger RNA, 3356 nt
Organism: Carassius gibelio (silver crucian carp)
Lineage: Eukaryota; Metazoa; Chordata; Actinopteri; Cypriniformes; Cyprinidae
Product: T-cell activation Rho GTPase-activating protein
Exons: 14
Coding region: 120-2741 (873 amino acids)
Biological process (GO): regulation of Rho protein signal transduction; signal transduction
Molecular function (GO): GTPase activator activity
Source: RefSeq, a predicted model, not a curated record
UGGACCACAAGAAGGGUGCUGAAAACUCCUCUCAAAGAGUACAGGAUCAGAACAGGAUCUUUGGGGAUAAACCGUGAGAGACUCUAGACGCGGGCUGUGCUGCUGAAAGGGUGCUCAGGAUGAGGAGGAGAGGCAGUUAUGAUGGCACCACUGCCCCCAUACAGCCACACCUGCGGGGUCUGGCUCAGAGGAGACGUUCUGCACCGAACCUGGUGCUGGGGAAAGCUCUAGGAAUGUCUUGGAGCCCAAUAAGGGAGGAGGCUCAGUGUCUGGUGGCCGUGGAUCAGUGUCCCUUUGUGCUCGGACUGACCAGUGAGCACUCAGAGCUGAUUCUGGAUGAAUGUGCUCAGCUGACCGAAGGACUGAAGACCAGGGAAAGACACCUCUUCCUCCUCAGUGAUGCCCUGGUCAUUGCCAAACUCAAGUCAAAUGCGAGUUACAGACUGAAACACAGGAUUGAUCUGAAGGACCUGUGGGUGUGCAGCUUUGAAAAUGAUGAUGAGGCAGAGGAUGAAGAUACAGAUGUUGAUCUAAGAACCUCUAUCAUAUUGGCUUGGUCUGUUUCUCUGUGCUUAGCCUCAUUCUGUCUGCCUGAGCUAAAGGACCACUGGCUAGAUACUCUACACAGGAAAACUGCAGAGGCUAGAUCGAGAGCAGGCAACACUUCUCCACCGCCCAGUGUCCUCAUGAAGGUGCUGAGUGGCAAUACUACGAAUAAAACUCUAAGUGGAGUUGGGAUGGACUCUGCAGAGUUGCCUUUAGAUGGCAACGACAAAAUCUCCACCCUCUCGAAGCAGUUUCAUAACCAGGAGGAACAAACACAGCAGCCUAUUGGAGAGAAUGGAAGCAAAAGGAACUUUUUCUUCAAAUUGAAGAGAAGCUCCACCAACAUAAGUGUACCUGCUCCUCCUGAGUCCAGUGCAAAGAACUUGCUGUUUGGACGACAUCUCCAAGAUGAUGCCCCACUUCCAAAACCAAUUACUGAAAUACUACUGUUGUUGUUCAGGAAGGGUCCACUUACUGAGGGUGUCUUUAGAGUGUCGUGCAACAGCAAAAAACUGAAUGCUCUCAAAGAUCAGCUGAACUCUGGAGCGCAGGUGGACAUGGAAGACCUGCCUGUGACACUCUUGGUUGGACUAUUGAAGAUUUUCCUGAAGGAAAUCCCUGGAGGCCUGCUAGUAUUUGAGCACUAUGAAAGCUGGAUCAGUGCUCUGGAAACAGAGAGGACAGAGGAUGCUCAAAGAGAGCUGAGGAGAAUGGCCGAGAGGUUGCCCAAAGCAAACAGUCUCCUCCUGCAGCACCUGCUGUGCCUGUUUCACCACAUCAGUCAGCGUUCAGAAACCAACAAAAUGGAUGCCAGGAACCUGGCAGUGUGCAUUGCUCCAACCUUGCUGCAUCCUGACAGCCAGCCCCUAGACAGGGAUGAUGUCGCAAAGGCCACACAUCUUAUCCAGUUCCUAAUUGAAAAUUGCUGUGAGGUAUUUGGAAAUGCUAUACUGAAGCUUUCUGAAGAUUUAGAGGAUCAGGAGUCCAUAUACAAGUCAGAUUCAGCCUCCUUGGCGUCCCCUGAUAUCUCUUUCGAUGUCCACCGGCAUGAUUCAGCGUAUGACAGCACAGAUCCCGAUGUUGAUUGUGACAGUGAAAGCCAGACUCAAGAGGACAACAUGACGGCACAUGGGAGCCUAGGCCUAUGCAAGCUAGGACUCUCUGACAUUCAUUCGUCUUCCUCUGACACUAUAUUUGAAACUUUCACAAAACCUUUCAAUCGGCGGUGCUCUGAGCCCUCCAUUUUUCCUUCUGACCCGAUCAUGGGUUUAAGAGAGCUUGCCCGCAGCCAUGACGACUUUUCAACAGAAAAGGAAGACUUUGACGACCAACCGCUCAAGAAGCAGAACUCAGAUGACUCUUUCUUGCAUCCCAAAAGCUGUGAAAACAGAAGAUCCCAGAUGUUCCUCAAGAAACUGGUCAGGAACAUGGACUUGCCAAUCAGUGUGUCUUCUCCAACAUCUAAGACUGGUUCCUGCCAAUCAUUUUGUUCCUCAGAAAGCACCUCCUCCAAUCUCUCAGAGCAAUCUAUAACCACGUCACCCCUGCCAUCCCCGGCAAGCCCCCGCAAGUCUACUAGGCAUUCAUCCUUUAUGAGUAAAUCUAAACACAGCAAUGGCCAAGGAGACUUGGAAGGGACCCGACGAUCCCUCUCAGUGAGGGCCAAAAGCCUUGGAAACUUUGCAUUUAAUAGAGGCAGUCUGAAAAAAGGGGAGUCCAAGAAGGAAGUUGUCUUCCCUUGUGAAACUCUCCAAGAGGACUCACAAAAUGAGAGAGACAGUGUUGAUGAGCUUGUUCGGCGUCGUCGGCCUCUCUCUGCCAUUGAAGUCUUCCAACAUGUGGAUAGUCGUAUGCCAUGCAGCCCCCCAUCCUAUGAGCAGGCGCUGCAGACCGGAGCACAACCGGCCCCUCCACAGUACAGGGCCAUGACGGUCCAACGUGCCAGAGAGCUUGACAGGAAAUCCCGCCCCAUAUCCAUGAACGACUACCUACUGGACAGUUACAAAGUUAACGAACCCAUAGAAUACAUAGAAACAUUCACAGAAAGUGUUCGAGUAGAAGAGCCACAGCCGGUUUCAUUCCGGCAGAGGGCCAUGUCUGAGUCAGUGUCCCAGUCGAGGCAAGAACAAGUGUCCCGCAGGUGUAGUCAGCCUGUGUUUGAGGAGUUCUCCUAUGCAAAAGAAUCUUAUGUGUGAGUGUUUCUUUCUUAAUUGCAAUACUGAACUCCUGCUUAGGUUUAAAUAUGAAGUGUGCAAUUUGUUUGUGAUCAGCAUCAGCAAGUGGAAUUGCAAAAACAAUGAUUGUUUUCAGACAAGUUUCCCAAACACUCCACCCACUGGUCAGAUAGCCCUGUCCCAAACUUACAUAACUGGGUGAACCACUGUGUUGUGCUGGACAGGAUGAUAAGCCAAGUAGAGUAAUGUUUUGAUAGUGCUACAAUGAUUACACAAAUCAGCCCAUAAAAAUGGCUUACUUAUAGUUAACUCUUAAGUUAAGCAGGGAUAGAGGGAAUGUAUUUUAACAGAAAAAUUGCACACUUUAGCUUUAAAAUAACAUGCAACUCUCAAGCUGAACUCUUUGACUUAGUGACACAUAUAAUUUAAUGUGUUACAGCAAUUUCAUAUGCUAAUAUUGAAUUUCUUUUUAAAUUCUUGCCAGUAUGAAGCUAUGUAAAUAGACAGUUCAGAUAAUUAAAGUGUAUAAUAUAGUACAAUAGUAAUAAAAUAAUUUUGAUGUAGUAAGAAUGUACAGCUGUAAAUUACAUGAUUUCUGUAUUACUAUUUAACUACAAUAAAGAAUCUUAGAGGACA